CUUACACGACAACAACGACGACGAUGCAUGCCAUUUCACACCAAUAUCGCAUUCUAUAGCAGUCACUUACAUCGGCCACAAGCUACCAUUUUCAUCGAGUCCUAGUACGACACUUUCAUAUAGCACAGCCGCCGUGAACUUUGGAAACCCGCCUUCUGUAUCCCGUCGUUUGCGACGCAAAUUCCGAGUCCUCGAGUGUCGCCGAGUAAUCCACGCCGCUUCUUCCACACACUCUCCCUCUCAUGUCGACUCUUGCGAGACUUGCGCAUUUGUAGGCAAUUGUUACGGCUGUGAGCCGGCCACCAUCUCUACCACUAUCCGUCUUGCUCCACCUCUGUCAUCCGUCGUACAUACGUUUCCGACGACAGUCUCACCAUGCCUCUCAUCAAUGGAAUAAAAAUGGCCUGCGAGCCUUGUAUUCGUGGCCAUCGCUCUACUAAAUGUACACACGCAAACGAGCGACUAAUGGUACCUGUGAGGAAGCCGGGUAGACCUCUUAGUACAUGUCCUCAUCCGGCUUCUCGCCCAUGUUCUUGCGGCAGAGUCACGGCCGCGAUACCAAAGAAACAAGCAUGCCAUUGUGGUCCCAGCAAAGAUACCGAAUCACCAAAGCCUGAGAACGGUGAUAGCACAAGCAGCUCCACACCCCAGAGCCCUGCUAGCAAAACACCAGGUUCUGGAUAUCGAGUACAGAAAACGAGUUCGAAAGGCGGAAGUUCUAGCAGAAGAGAAUCUGUUGACCCAUCGGCCUUCCAGCGAAUGGAUCCCAAAAUGCUCAAUAUUUUGCCCUCGUUCGAGGACAUAUCCCAGAAGCCGGUCGCGCCUCUUCCUGACAUGUCUCCUUAUGGAAGUAUGGGUAUGACACCAGCAGACAGCCCUUUUGGACCCGUCAUGUACCCAGCGUUCCAACCACAUAUACCACCCCCUAUGAUGAGUCCAGGCACAUCAAAAGAGACCAUGGCCGGCCAGUCUGGUUCAAUAACGAGCACGCAAGUUCUAGAACAACCAAUCCAGUCUACACCAAAAGCCGGCUCUUGCUGCGGAGGAGGAAAUUCCAAUAAUAUUGCUUCCGUUCCAAUUACAAUGCCUUCAGUACCGGGCCCACCGAAAGCCAAGGCCAAGAGUUGUUGCUCUUCCAGUAAUGACUCCCCCAAACUCGACCAGAAGAACGAUAAUGUGCCGGCCAACGAUAUACCGACGCCCAACAGCAUGAUGAUGUCGCCUUUUCCGACACCCAUCAUGAUGCCUAACGGCAUGUAUGCCUACUACCCUCAGCCCACUGUAUUCACGUACCCACCUCAGUAUGGUUCAUACUUGCAGCCUCUUCAGCCGGAGCAAUGGAGACAAGUAAUGGCCGCGAUGACUUUUGCUGGUCAAGGGGGCAUGCCUUCACCCUUCGGAAUGCAUGGUGCAACACCGUUCCCGGCCCCGACUGCCCCUCAAACUCCCCAUUCGGCGACGGGCACUUCUCAUCAGUGUAGCUGUGGUGCCUCGUGUGAGUGUGUAGGCUGCGCAGCCCAUCCGUACAAUGAAGCGACGCAGAACUAUGUUCGAUCGGCCUGGCAGAGCAUGAUGGAUACCGGUUACACCCAUGUGAACGGACACGGAAACGGUGAAACGCCUACAACAAAUGGCCACAGCGUUACCACAAACACGGCUUCUGUACCCCCUAUCGGCUCUACCGACGGGACUGUAUCGCCAGUCGCCCCACAAACUCCUUCUGAAGCGGCGUCAGGCAUUAGUGAAGAGCAAGCACUGUCGGCGAAUGAUUUCUUCUUUGUCAGUUACCCGUUCGGAGACUCUUGUGCUGGUGAGGAGGCAAGCUGUCCGUGCGGAGAUGAUUGUCAGUGUUUAGGCUGUGUAAUUCAUGGCAACUCUGAGUCAGCGGUGGAAGCAGAAGGCCAGGCCUAGAAAACACCUCUGAGAGUAUGAGAGCUUCUUCGAUCAACCUUUCAAACUCGCCCAUUAGAGAUCCUGCGGAUGCAAAGAAAUCAUCACGUAAGGGGGGAAGACGAGGGCUGCGAUUUGCUAGUUUGCGAUUAUACCCAUUGGAAUUUUGGAAUGACGAAGAAGGCCACUGAAAGAUUGAGAAGAAUAGAGACGCUUUGGCACAUUAUGCAUAGAAAUACGAUUUACUCCCCUUCA
This is a messenger RNA of Fusarium oxysporum Fo47, 2145 nucleotides long. Its product is annotated as copper fist DNA-binding domain-containing protein. The coding region runs from base 376 to 1911 and encodes 511 amino acids. The transcript has 2 exons. Lineage: Eukaryota; Fungi; Ascomycota; Sordariomycetes; Hypocreales; Nectriaceae. Gene Ontology annotation, biological process: positive regulation of transcription by RNA polymerase II; intracellular iron ion homeostasis; intracellular copper ion homeostasis. The record is from RefSeq and is a predicted model, not a curated record. Gene Ontology annotation, molecular function: copper ion binding; DNA-binding transcription factor activity, RNA polymerase II-specific; RNA polymerase II cis-regulatory region sequence-specific DNA binding. Gene Ontology annotation, cellular component: nucleus.